This is a messenger RNA of Arabidopsis thaliana (thale cress), 1817 nucleotides long. Its product is annotated as Serinc-domain containing serine and sphingolipid biosynthesis protein. Bases 332 to 1336 code for a protein of 334 amino acids. Gene Ontology annotation, cellular component: membrane. The record is from RefSeq and is marked reviewed. Lineage: Eukaryota; Viridiplantae; Streptophyta; Magnoliopsida; Brassicales; Brassicaceae. The transcript is spliced from 11 exons.
UUUUUAAACGGAUUUUUUUCUCUCUCUCUCAAUUACUGAUAAUGAGUCUAAUUGAGAGUUUCUCUUUUGACCUGUUGUUCUUGUUCUUGUCUUUAGAUUCUAGGGAUGUUCUUAAAGUCUUGGUUGAUUACAUUAUGAUCCUUCUAGAGUUUGUUCUGUGUCAUCAAUCUAAACCAAAUCGCUCAUAUUCUUACAGAAUAAAAGAAUUGAUUUAGACACUUUUUAGAAUUUUGUAUACAUUGGAUCAAGUAGCAUUCAAAAAAUAAUUACUGUUCUCUACAUUUUCAGUACUUACAGGUUCUUUAAUUUCAGUUUCUUGUAGGUUUUGGCAAUGAAUGGAUCAGCGGAAGCUACACGGACAAGACCAUUGCAGAUCAGUCCCGGUGAUUUAGAGGCUGCUCAUCUAGAUGAACUCAUAAUGGAAAUAGAACAGAGGAGUCUCUAUUAUUACCAAGAGAAAAACAAGUCCUUGAGAGCUCGUUAUACCUACGGAACCAUUUUCUUGAUCAUAAAUCUAUGCGCUUGGUUUAUCCGUGACUACGCACAAAAGGCUCUGGCCUUGCUUCCAUAUGUCAGCAGUUGUGGACCAGAAGGAAGUCGUUGUUUCCAUACGCUUGGAGUACUCCGCGUGAGUUUAGGAUGUUUCAUAUUUUACUUUGUUAUGUUCCUCUCAACAUGGAACACAAUGAAACUCCACGAAGCUCAAAACAGCUGGCACUCGGAUAAUUGGAUCUUUAAGUUUUUUCUACUGGUUAUAGUCAUGGUAGCUUCUUUCUUCAUACCUCAGCUUUACAUCCAAAUUUAUGGAGAAAUCGCUCGUGUUGGUGCAGGGAUAUUUCUUGGUCUGCAACUUGUAAGUGUUAUCGAAUUCAUCACUUGGUGGAAUAACUAUUGGAUGCCUCAAAACCAAAGUAAGCAAAGCUGUUCUUUUGGUUUGGUCAUGUCAAUAGUUUUCUACAUCGGUUCUGUUUGCGGGAUCGCAGUGAUGUACUACUUUUAUGGAGCUUCUACUGCUUGUGGCCUCAAUAUAUUCUUCAUCUCAUGGACUGUUAUACUUUUAAUCGUUAUGAUGGUUAUUUCCUUGCAUUCAAAGGUGAAGAAUAGAGGUCUUUUGUCUUCCGGGAUUAUGGCUUCUUACAUUGUCUUCCUAUGUUGGUCUGCGAUCAGAAGCGAACCUUCACAUACAAAAUGCAAUGCGCAUACUCAAAACAGCCAUACUGAUUGGACUACAAUACUGAGUUUCCUUAUAGCUAUAGGCGCCAUUGUGAUGGCAACAUUCUCAACCGGGAUCGAUUCAGAAUCCUUCAGGGUUAGUUUACAUUCACUCUCAUCUUGAAAAUCAAUAUUUUUCAGUCACAGACAUUUUAGAUCUUUAUUACAGUUCGAGUUUCGUAAAGAUGAAGCGAAAGAAGAAGACGAUAUACCAUACAGCUAUGGAUUCUUCCACCUUGUGUUCUCCUUAGGAGCAAUGUACUUUGCUAUGUUGUUUAUCAGCUGGAACCUUUCACAUUCCACAGAGAAAUGGAGCAUUGAUGUUGGAUGGACAAGCACAUGGGUGAAGAUAGUGAACGAGUGGUUUGCCGCAGCGAUUUACCUUUGGAAGUUGAUUGCUCCUAUUGUGAGACAGCAUAGAGUUCACGAACAACCUCAGCCAACAGCAGCAGAAGUUCACAGAUAGAUAGAUGAACUGAAAUUGACUGUGACAUUGCAAUUUUGAGAGCUGUGUGUUGUUUCCAUAAACAAAUUUUAGAGGAUCAGUUGUAAGAUUUCUUACAAGAUUACUAUAAGAACUUUUAUCAAACAAAGAUUCAUUAAAC